CGCCUGCAUCUGGCCCUGUCGCACACCCUCUCUCCAUCGGUACGGCAGGUAGAAAGUAUAUGUAGGAGCCAGAGCUCGGAACCUACGAGAACCCACUUGCACUCAGCGGGCCCUGUUUAUUAUCAUACUUUCGUCACCCCAACACCGCGGCUGAAAAACACUGAUCCCUCCCCUCUCGCGCCUGCGAGCACUUGUCACACCCCUCACCUCAAGCCGUCACAAGCUGUCCCGCACACUUGCUGUGCUGACCUCGCCUGA
Bipolaris victoriae FI3 is the source of this 258-nucleotide messenger RNA. RefSeq lists its product as hypothetical. The transcript has a single exon. The annotation marks the transcript as partial. The record is from RefSeq and is a predicted model, not a curated record. Lineage: Eukaryota; Fungi; Ascomycota; Dothideomycetes; Pleosporales; Pleosporaceae.